Colletotrichum godetiae is the source of this 1713-nucleotide messenger RNA. RefSeq names its product major facilitator superfamily domain-containing protein. Gene Ontology annotation, molecular function: transmembrane transporter activity. Gene Ontology annotation, cellular component: plasma membrane. NCBI's taxonomy places the organism in Eukaryota, Fungi, Ascomycota, Sordariomycetes, Glomerellales, Glomerellaceae. The record is from RefSeq and is a predicted model, not a curated record. Gene Ontology annotation, biological process: transmembrane transport. The transcript has 2 exons. Bases 1 to 1713 code for a protein of 570 amino acids.
AUGACGGCCAAGACUGAGACCCAGCUCCAAAGAGGAGGCCCCUUGGAGAAGGUCGAGCCCGACUCCUCCUCCACCAAGGGCCCUCUUUCAGGAGACAACACCGACACUGAGCGAGGCAAAGAUAUCGUCGUAGUCGAGCCCGUCCGUACCGUCACCGGAAUCAAAUGGUACCUAAUCGUCUUCGCCAUCCUCUCCUCAACAUUCCUCUUCGCCCUAGACAACACCGUCGUCGCCGACGUGCAGCCGCAGAUCGUGCUGCAGUUCGACUCCAUCAAGGAUAUCGCAUGGCUCGCCGUCGCUUUCAUCAUGGCGGCCACGGCCGUCAACCUCUUUUAUGGCCAGCUAUAUUCACAUCUCAAGCCCAAAUGGCUUUACAUCGCUAGUGUCGCCGUGUUCGAGGCGGGCAGCGCGCUCUGCGGUGCGGCGCCGAACAUGAACAGCCUUAUUGUCGGAAGAGCCUUGUGCGGUCUCGGUGGUGUUGGUAUGUAUCUCGGUGUCAUGGUCCUCAUCGCCGCUACGACGACGAUUCAGGAGAGGCCUGCAUAUCUUGCCAGCAUCGGGAUUACGUGGGGGCUCGGGACGCUGCUUGGGCCAGUGGUAGGAGGUGCUUUUGCUGACUCGGAUGCGACGUGGCGCUGGGCUUUCUAUAUCAACCUCCCCAUCGGCGGCCUGGCCGCGCCGGUGUACCUGUUCAUGCUCCCGUCCCCAGAUCCUCAGCCUGGCGCGACCAUCCUACAGCGGCUGGCUGAAAUCGACUGGAUCGGUGCUCCGCUGAUGCUGGGUGCCAUCGUCUGCUUCACAAUGGGCAUCUCCUUCGGUGGCGUCCUAUAUGAAUGGAACUCGGGCUCCGAAAUCGCCCUCUUCGUCGUCGCAGGCGUCCUGUUUAUCGUCUUCGGCAUCCAGCAAGCGUACUGCAUCGGCACAACCCAGGAACGCCGCAUCUUUCCAGUCGAGCUCAUCACCUCUCGCAAGUACUACCGGACCAUCAUCCUCAUGUUCUGCGUCACGGCCGCCGGGGGCUGCGCCAUCUUCGUGCCGGUGUACUUUGUUCCCAUCUUCUUCCAGUUCACGCGGGGAGACAGCGCAAUCGACGCGGCUGUCCGUCUACUGCCGUUCAUCCUGGUGAUGGUCGCUGUGACUUUGACGCAAGGAGGCAUGCUGUCGCAUCCAUCUGGGAAGUUCGGGCUGUACAUGCCAUGGUUCACAGUCGGCGGUGUCAUUAGUGUCAUUGCUUCCACAUUGAUGUACGUCGUCAAGACCGACACCAGCACGGCCUGGAUCUACGGGGCCUCGGCCAUGCUCGGCGCCGGCGUGGGAACUUUCACACAAGCGGGCUUCUCGAUUGCCCAGGCCAGCGUGCCAGCUCCCAAGGCUGCUGUCGCUUCCUCUCUGAUUGCCCUGGCGCAGACGAGUGGCAUCAAUAUCGCUCUGGCUGUCAGCAAUGCCGUGUUCCUGAACAGAGCUGAGAAGCGGCUGACUGCGAUACUCCCGGACACUGUCACGGAGGACCAGAUCCAGGCUGCGAUUGCCGGUGUCGGGACGGACUUUGUCACGACGCUGCCUCCUCAGAUGCAGCAGGAAGUUCUUGAGGCUAUUGUUGAGGCUCUGAAUCUGCCGUACACAUUGGUCAUUACUGCUGGGGCACUUGUCUUGGUCUGCAGUGUGCUGAUGAAGAGGGAACGACUGUUCAUGACGGCUGCUGUCGGUGUUUGA